This is a messenger RNA of Pyrenophora tritici-repentis Pt-1C-BFP, 399 nucleotides long. RefSeq lists its product as uncharacterized. The record is from RefSeq and is a predicted model, not a curated record. NCBI's taxonomy places the organism in Eukaryota, Fungi, Ascomycota, Dothideomycetes, Pleosporales, Pleosporaceae.
AUGUCACCCAUGAGGACAAGGGCAGCCAACAAGCGACAACCAGACAAGAAGAUGCCUCGCAAGAGGGGAGUAAAACGGGAAGACAGUCCACAGCAAGAUCCCAUAAGCCAAGACAGCCUCAUCCCGAACAUCGACGACUUGGCCGUCUUCAUCGACACGUACAAGAAGUUACAAACAGAUGAUCAAAAGGCGAUGGAUGAGGAAAUCGAACUGCUGCGCAAAGAGAAGUCUGACCUAAAAGAGUACAACGAGGAAUUGACUGCACGUGCCAGUUUGCUCGCAAAUGAGAACCCAGUACUGACGAAGCAAGUCAACGAGCUGGAGAAUGAUGCCAAGGCCAGCGAGGAAAGCUUGGAGGAGUACAAGAAGCGAGUCAAAGCUCUAGCAGACGAGUCUUGA